AUGACGACAUCAACAGCAUCUAACCCUGAUGAUAAUAAAAAGAUCAAUGGAAAAACGACAACACAAGGAAAUUCAAUCGCAUUACAAUUAUCAUCUGUUAAAAAGAGUCGUGAAAUGAAAAAUAAUCAAAUUAGAAGAGCCCGUGUUAACUCAAGAUCUUCGAAGGGCGAACUUAGACUCGCUAUUAUGAUUCGUGAAAUGCGUAAAAAGACGGCUUUAGAAGAGGAGAAAGAGGAAGUCGCUGCUGAUGAAGAGGAAAUGUCAAGUGGCAGCUUCCUUCGUCGAAUUCAACAAUCUCGACGAUUUAUUCUACACAUUUUUAAUAAACCAGCAUUUCAUUAUACAAUCAUCAUAUUAAUCAUUGUCGAUUUGAUUGACGUAUUUAUUGAUUUAGUUUUUGCACUUUUAUCAUCACCAUGUCUAGCCGAAGACGAGAUGGAACUUUACAAUACUACCAUACAACGAAGUGAAUGUUUAUUGUAUCGUUCAUCAGCAUUAAUAGGUGGCGAACAUUUCCUGUACUAUGUUUCUCUUAUUAUACUUAGCAUCUUUGUUUUGGAAAUAUCUGUUUCUUUCUAUGCUUUUGGAUGGCGUCGUUAUAUCAAGCCACUCUUUCUACUUGAUGCUUGCAUUGUAUUGGUUUCGCUCAUUUUGGAAAUCUAUUUUCAUUUCAGUAAUUUUAAUAAGUCUGGUCGAACAGCUUCUGCUUUUGUUAUUUUACGUUUAUGGAAAAUUGUUCGGGCUCUUCAUGCCGUUGCUCAUUCGAUCUCACUUCGAAAUCGAUUGAUCGUUGAAAAAAUUCAACAAGCAUUUGACAUAGUGAGAGAAGAAAAUGACGAAGCAAAUGAAGAACUAGAGAAACAACAAAUCAAAAUUGAAUAUCUUAUGGAAUCAUUACAAACAACUGGAACAAAGGUCACUCAUGAGCAACUUGAUAAAUAUGUGAAGACAAAACAUCGACAACGCAAAUAUGUGACGACUUUUUGA
Messenger RNA from Rotaria sordida, 987 nucleotides. The record is from the annotation of a GenBank genome assembly. NCBI's taxonomy places the organism in Eukaryota, Metazoa, Rotifera, Eurotatoria, Philodinida, Philodinidae.